Molecule: messenger RNA, 1814 nt
Organism: Salarias fasciatus (jewelled blenny)
Lineage: Eukaryota; Metazoa; Chordata; Actinopteri; Blenniiformes; Blenniidae
Product: 26S proteasome non-ATPase regulatory subunit 5-like
Exons: 10
Coding region: 1-1515 (504 amino acids)
Biological process (GO): proteasome assembly
Cellular component (GO): cytosol
Source: RefSeq, a predicted model, not a curated record
AUGGCGGCCUCCAUCGAGAGCCUUCUGCGGGAGAUCUCCGGAGUCGAAGACCCGAUCGAGGAGCUGCAGAGCCUCAAAACAGCCCUUCUCUCGAUCCCCGUCAGCUCGCUGAGAGACUCGGUGAGCGGACAGCGGCUCCAUGUCAUUUUCUCUCUGCUGAACUCCAGUGACAGGGAGCAGGUGCAGCUGUGUGUGGACAUCCUUGAGCGCAUCCUGUUGGCCCUCAGCCCCCUGCAGGUGGUCCAGAACUACAGAGCGGAGCUUCAGGGAGGUUUAACCCACCCCAAUGAGACUGUGAAGAUACUGGCCUUGACACAGAUUAGUAGAGUAGUGGAGCAUCCGGAGGCCUUCGCUGAAAUCGUCAACAAUCAUGACGUCCUCCGAGCGGUGGUCCACUGCAUCGGAGAGGAGAAGAUGGGCGUGGCCAAACAGGCCAUUCAGUCCCUGUCAAAACUGAGUCACUCCAAACCGGGAUUAGACAAGUUAUUCCACACCGACCUGCUGACAGUGAUGAAGGAUGUGAUGGCCAAGAGUGACGUGAUCAGAUACAGGAUAUACGAGCUGGUUGUGGAAAUCGCUUCAGUUUCGCCCAUUUCUCUGGGUUACUGCGCCAACAGCAGCGUCCUGGCUCAGCUGCUGGGGGAGCUGACCGGAGACGACGUAUUGAUCAGAGCCACGGCGAUAGAGAUGGUGACCACUCUGGCUCACAGUCAGCACGGCCGGCAGUAUCUGGCCCAGCAGGGCAUCAUGGAUAAGAUCUCCAACAUGAUCCGAGGAGCAGAGACCGACCCGUUCUCCUCCCUCUACCUUCCAGGUUUGGUGAAGUUCUUCGGGAACUUGGCCAUCAUGGACAGUCCGCAGCAGGUCUGCGAGACGUACCCGGCGUUCCAGAACAAGGUGUUUGAGAUGGCUCUGGACCCGGACCCCGCCAUGAUCGGGGUGGCUCUGGACACGUUGGGCUUACUGGGAACCACUGUGGAAGGAAAGCAGGUUCUUCAGAAAACAGGGGAGAAGUUCAAGGCGGUGUUGUCGAGGAUGAGCCAGCUGGCCUCUUCUGGAGCGACGGAGCUCAGAGUGCGAAGCCUGGACGCCAUAUCGCAGCUUCUCAGCCUCCAGCCAGAGCAGCAGACCGAAGACCUUCUGGCCCUGACAGAGUCCUGGUUUCAGCAUUUGUCCAAACAGCCGAUGGACAUGUUCCGGAACAUCAGCACUCAGCCGUUUCCAGAGCUGCACUGUGGGGCGCUACGCAUCUUCACUGCCAUCGCCGCACAGCCGUGGGGUCAGAGGUUAAUGAUCAGCACGCCCGGGUUCGUGGAGUUCGUCCUGGAUCGCUCGACGGGUCAGACGAAGGAGGCCAAGGACGCCAAGUUCGAGCUGGUGGGGGCGCUGGCGUGCUCGUCCACGGCGGCGGAGAUCCUGGGCAGCCAGCACUUCAUCCGGCUGAAGGCGUACCUCCGGGAGGGGCCGUACUACGUCUCGGCCGUGGCCUCCGUCGGGACGGAGGGGGCCGAGUGAUUCAAACGGACUUCUAACUAAUCUGAUGUGAAUCAACUGACUCUUCAGGACACGAAUUCACCAACUUCAACGCUAAAAACUCAACAGGACCAAAAAUAUUAAAUAACAUCUAUUGAUCAUAAUAAUCCGUUUGACCUUCAGGCACUCCCAGGCUCUGCUCACGGCUCCUCUCUGGUCUCUUUAACUCUCAUCAACCUGCUCUUCAUGUCAAUACGUCGAUCUGUUGAUCUGUGGUGAAAAUAUUUUGUUACGAAAUGGAAGGAUUGUUUUGUUUUGUAUUAAAGCUGAAGACUCUGUCA